AUGGCUACUCGAGGUGUCUUUCAGCUACAAAAAUUGUCAUUAUUCUACUGUGAACACGGCGGUUCUUCCAAGGCCGUCCGAGAUUUUCUGGCAUCUGGCAAAUUGAUUGAUUGGGCUCGCGAACGCCCCCACUUGAAAAUCAAUGUCCGAGUCCGUAAUGGCAAGCACCCAUUCGUCAAGGCCGACUAUUUGACAUCUGUCAACGAUAAUAUUCAUCAAAUUUGUGUCAAAAGCAACGAUGCCAAAUCACCAGAUAUUGAAGAAGUAUUGAAUCAAUUAUAUAACCGUAGUGGACGAAAAGCCAAGAGAUUCACCCAGCCCGUGUACUCCCAGACUCCCAGUAUCCAAGGAGUAUGGACACCUGCGUUGGAUUUGCACCUGACUCCAAAAUUUCCCAUGAAGAUUCAAGAUUAA
This is a messenger RNA of Cylindrotheca closterium, 414 nucleotides long. Lineage: Eukaryota; Bacillariophyta; Bacillariophyceae; Bacillariales; Bacillariaceae. The record is from the annotation of a GenBank genome assembly.